CCCCCUGCGGGAGGGAUACAGGCCAUGCUCAAAGAUAGGUCCCUGUCCUAUUCAGCGAGGGUGUGGGGUCAGUGCGAAGAGGGGCCGGGCAGAGCCGGAAAGGAGGUGGCAGGGGAGGCCUGAGAAGCGGAGGUGCGCCAGGUGCGAGUGCUCGGCCGAUGGCGGAGCGCGGCUGGGGUCGCGGCGAGAUCUCUGGACUUUGGGCCCUCGGCGGCUCCCAUCGCGGCCUGGACGCGAAGCGAGAAGGCUACUGCAGCCGCCAUCCCUCCUGGCGCGGGCGCUUGGGUAUGUGGACUCCCGCUCCGCCGGGCCCGGCGUUCCGGCUCCCGGAAGCGGAAGGCGAGCGCGGCGGGGCCUGGGCGGCGGCGGCGACGCCGGGGAGGAGGAGGAGGACGAGGGAAGAGCCUCUGGAGGUCGCCGGAGCGGCGGUGAGGCGAGCGCGCGGCUGGGUUCUCAUGGAGAACUGUUAUUGAAGAGAGGUCCUUUGGUGGGAUGUAAUUUAAAAAAGAAUGAAUCAAGAUAAAACUUCUAAAUGCAAGAACCAGAAAAAUCACAGCACAUCUCGGUGAACUUGCAAUUGCCUCACCUGAGCCUGUAGACAGCAGCUGAGUGGAGGGCGCCUGGCAUCCGGGCCAGUUCAUACUUGUGGUUGUGAUCUGCUUUGGAGCUCGUGGAAGACCCUGCUUUAUUUUCUACAGCCCUAUUGCAAAGAUUAUGUGGCACUAAGUUUUACUGAUCAGGGUUGUCUUUUCUGGUGCGUUUGCCAGGCAGUCAUAGGACUGUACAAUGGGCCUCCGGAUUCACUUUGUUGUUGACCCACACGGCUGGUGCUGCAUGGGUUUGAUUGUCUUUGUCUGGUUAUACAAUAUUAUUUUAAUUCCCAAGAUUGUUCUCUUUCCGCACUAUGAAGAAGGGCAUAUUCCAGGCAUACUAAUAAUAAUAUUCUACAGCAUUGCCAUAUUUUGUCUGGUUGCCUUAGUGAGGGCCUCAAUAACUGACCCAGGAAGACUCCCCGAGAACCCUAAGAUUCCACAUGGAGAAAGAGAAUUCUGGGAAUUAUGUAACAAGUGUAAUUUGAUGAGACCAAAGCGUUCCCAUCACUGCAGCCGCUGUGGCCACUGUGUAAGGAGAAUGGAUCAUCACUGUCCAUGGAUUAACAAUUGUGUUGGUGAAGAUAAUCAUUGGCUUUUUCUGCAGUUGUGUUUCUACACUGAACUUCUUACUUGCUACGCACUGAUGUUUUCUUUCUGCCACUAUUAUUAUUUUCUUCCACUAAAAAAGCAUAAUUUGGACCUCUUUGUUUUUCGACAUGAAUUGGCCAUCAUGAGGCUCGCUGCCUUUAUGGGGAUUACUAUGUUUGUUGGAAUAACUGGACUCUUUUAUACGCAACUAAUUGGCAUCAUCACUGAUACAACAUCUAUUGAAAAGAUGUCAAACUGUUGUGAAGAAGUAUCGAGGCCCCGCAAGCCAUGGCAGCAGACCUUCUCAGAAGUUUUUGGCACUCGUUGGAAGAUCCUGUGGUUCAUUCCUUUCAGGCAGAGGCAACCACUGCGAGUUCCCUACCACUUUGCCAAUCACGUCUAAACAGAUGGAUGGUGGGCACAGAUGGGUCCUCUGUGCUGGAAAUGCGUUACAGGUUUUAUGAUAAUAGAACUAUGACAGUCUUCAAGUCAGUUAAAAUCCACCCACCAAUCUUAGGCAUCACAAUGUGCCCCAGGCUUUAUUUUAAUAGUGAUCUUGAUCCUGUUGUGGGACUAAUCCAAGAUCUAUAUUUAAGUUUUAAAGCAUGUUUACUUUCAAAUUAGCUUUCCACAGGGAUUUCUUUAAAUGCUUUUGUUAUUAAACUCAAAAGGCAGUGAUUGGGAGAAAUAAUUCUACAUAAAUUUCUUUUAGUACUGACAGUGUUAUAGAUUUUAAUUUGUGGGAAAUUUCUGAUGUUUAUUUAAAUUUUCACUUUUAAGCAGUACUUACCAAAUCUGAAUUUAAUUCUUCGGGUUUUACAAAACUUGAUAUGCCUUCUUAUAUGUAAAUUUUUUUUAAAUACAAGUUAAAAUACUUAAUACUUUUUUUUGUAUGUGCUGCAAGAUUUUUUAAAUGCAGCUUGAGGAUGAACGAUAACAAAGGGCAGUGUUUUCAUAAGAGCAGCUUUCUAAUGUGUCCUCCUCUCUUCACCAAAAUCAAAACAAAAACACACUAAAGGAAAAUAUCAACUACCUUAGUAUAAAGAAAAGAUUAAUUUUUUCCGCAUUAAUUUUUCCCUUUACUAUUGUAAUUAUUGUUUGCUACCAGUGGUCAUAUAUUCCUAUUUUACCCUAAGGUUUUAAUGAACAAAAGUAAUAGAAAAUCUACAGUAAUUUCAGUUACUUUUUCUAGUGUGAUAUGUUAGGAUGCAUACAUUUUUUAAAUGCUGUAUAAAUAAUAUAUAAUGUACAGUGUAAAGAGGAAUAUUGUGCUUUUUAAAAAUAUAUACUUUUUACUUGUAUUUAUCUACUAGUAGAUGUAAAAUUACACACUGAAGAUUUAUAAAUAUAGAUAUAUAGAUAUUGGGCAACUCAUAUUGAAAUUUUACUUACUAAUAACUAGUAAGUAACUCAUAAUUAGCAAGUUACUAGUAAGGGUCACUAACUUUUAUGUACCAAUAAUCACCUAAAAUGAAGUUAAAUUUCCACUGACCAAAUAGAAGUUGUGUUGCUCUAGAGACCUUAAAAUGUUAGGGAAUUUUCUUACAAUAAUGAAACAAUAAUAAUGAUCUAUAUUUAUCAUUAGCCUUGUACAAAUUUAAAUUGCUAAUAGUAAUGGUCUCUUGGAAAGCAAAGAACAUUUGUGUGAAAAGAUAUUUAGUAUGCUUUGAAAAAAUUUAGCUUUUAGUUUUUCCACUAGAAUACUACAAAAUCCAUAUGUUUUUAAAAAAACAUUAUAUACUUACAGUUUUCCUUUAAGAGAAGAUUGAAAGAGUCUGCUGGACCAUAUUUAUACUUUUAGUUUUGAAAAUAAGGUAUCAUAUUUGGGAUACAAUGAAGCAGACGGUUGUCAUUGUUGGCCAAUUGGCUAUACUAUGGCUAAUUCUUUCAGAAAUUGUAAAUACCCUCUAAAAUAUUCUGAAAUAAUAGAAUAAACUCUUUCAGAGAUAUUAAUGUCAUGUUUUUCAUGUUUUAAUUAUGUUUAUUACUUAAAAAGUUAGAUGUGGCAAAUGAAAGUAUUUAUUGGUGCUGAUAAAAUGUAUAUAGUAAAUUUAAUAUAAGAAAUAUAAAGAUUAAUGAAACAUAAAAUUAGUAUUAGACACAUUGGUUGGAUUUUAUGAAAGCUAAUUAUCCAAACUUGGUGGCAACAGAACUAGUACAAAGAAUUAAACUAUGUAAUAUAAGUAGAUGUCAGUUGACUGCCUUAUGUUGCAUACAUUCCCUUCACAUGAGAACCUUGAGAAAACAGCUGGGCCAAGUGAAGGCCUUAAAGAGCUUUAUGGAGGUAUUCAUGUAGUAGCAGUAGCUAUAGUGAAGUAAUGGGGGAGGUCUCUUUCCUAUUCUAAGGCUUGUGUUUUGGGUGUUCUUAGAUUUACCACUUCUGGGGCACAUUCUUUUCCUUUCUUUUUCUUUACCUUCCUUGGUCCUGUUCCCUCUAUAUCCAGUUCCUCUGAGCUAUGGGUCUGAAAACUAAUGCACUAGAAAACCAUAUGCUAAUUUCUUGUGAAUGGCAGAAAUGCUACCUGUCACUGUAUUUGCAUAAAAAUCCAUAUUAACGUGUUAAUUAACAUCUGUAUAUACUUAUGCUGUAACUUUCAGUGUUCUCAAGUUAGCACUCUUAACCCUACAAUGGGAUUUAUAAUUCUUCUAGACUACUAGAGAGAAGCCAUUGGCAGUUUCCUGGGGAUUACAUAAACUCUGGUGUUCUUUCUGCGCCCUCUUUUGGCUAAUUGAUGUAAUUGUAUUGAUGUAAUUGUAUUGGUUCUAGAGGUUUCCAGUCCUGUAAAUUUUACACACAAAUUUUGAACAUGUCAGAGGUACACAAUUAGGAAAAAUAUAUGUAUUAUAAUGUAAAAUUUUAUGAAAAUGAAUGAUCUAUUUAUGAUUUUAUUUUAAUUCAUAGAAAUGUGUUGACUACUUUGCUUCAUGUAUUUUUUUUUUUUACCAACAAUACAUAUUUAUAUCAGAUCAGGAUAAACUAGGCAUAAUGUAUUUUAUGUUAAUCCUUACUUUGGCAAAUUAAUUCUUUAGAAUUAGGCUCUUUAAAGUUGUAGUUUAUUAUAAAACAGAAAUUUAUUAUAGUUACAAUGACAACCACCUGUGCAAUGUGUUUUAUUGAGUAUUUUAAAAUGCAUAUAGGUUUUUCUAUCUCGAUUUUGGAAUGAAUUUAUUUAUUGGCGCUACUAUCUUAAAACAACUAAGAAGAGAUUAAUACUCCUUCUGUGCUUUUUUGUUUUAACUUUCCCAGAGUUGUCCAUGUAGCUUUAGUAGCCAGUUUAAUAUGUAUUGUGAAUACCCAUGAAAAUAACUAAAUGUGUUCAACAUUAGAAAAUAAAUAUUAGCAGUGAGGUUACUGAUACAGUCUGAUGUUGAACAAAGUGUAUCUUUAAAAACUUUCCAUUUAAUUUUUGCAAGAUGUUUUUUACAUUAACAACAUUUAUUGGCUUUUGAAGAUGAAAAGUUUUUACCAGGAUACAGUUACACCUCCUGAACACUCAUAUUUGUUGCUUUCUGUAAACAGAAAUGUUUUGGGGAUUAAUAUAGGCUGAAAAUCAUUGUCAGAAAUAGACUUAGAGAAUCCCCCAAGCAAUGAGAAUUUAAUUAAAGAGUUCUUGGUACUUGUAACGCAGACUUAGAGUUUAAAAAUAUUAACCUGAUGUUCUAUUAUAAUAAAAAUAUUAUACUAUUUAGUUUAAGAGUUGUAUUAAAAGUAUUAGUGGUUAACAUAAGGACAGCCAUUUAAAAUUGCAGCUAACAUAUUAACCUUUUUUUCAGAAGAAAACAGUUUAUUUUUAAUAGUACUGAAGUAGGGGCUUUGGGUAUAGCUCGGUGGAAGAGCACAGGCAAGGCCCUGGGUUUAGUCCUUAGCACCAAAAAAUAAAUGAAUGAAUGAAUGAGUGAAUGAAUGAAUGAAUGAGUAGAAGCAAGUAGAGGAAUAAGUGUACACAAAAUUCAUCAUAACAGCUGAGCUGAAACUUCUGUCAGAAUUAAUAUAUUUUUACUAAUGAAUAGAAGUCUUUUUUUCUAAGGAUGGUGGCUAAUUCUACCUGUUCUUUCUUAGACUUCAAGUCACCUCUACACAAGUAACUAGUUGGAGAUAUGUUUCAUUCAAAAGGUAUAUUCUGAAUAAGGAUCAAGAAGACUUAGGACCCACUCUCAAGCAGGAAGUGUGAACUAAUUUCGAUUAUGGCUUACACUAUUUUCUGUGUGUUAGAUUAUGGGGCGUUUUGAGUUAUUCCCCCAUGUACUGUAAAAUCACAGUGUGUCUAGCUGUGGCUUAAUAUGACAUCAGUAUUCAUUAAUAGAGCUAGUUUCUCUGUGGACUUUCUCUAGUCUCUUACUAAUUCUCUUAUGCUUCAUGUAUCAUUAAAUUACAUAGUAGCUCAAGUUUACUAAACUGUAGUUACUUCAUUAAAUUUUUUACAUGACCUCUAAUAUACAUAGAUAUAUCUAGAAUUUAUUUGGUAAAGUUUACACUUAUAAACAAAGUAGUUUGAUAUAAGUAUAGAUUUUCAUCCAGUUCUACUGCUAUUUUAAAAAUAUAAGUAUUGGCAAAUGUAGUUAGUCAUGUACAUUUAGUGUGUUCUACUUGGUAGUGUUAUUAACCAUGUAAUUAAGGAAUGAGUGAAUUGCUUAAUGUCCAUGUUUUUUGCCUUCUAUAGUAGGAAUUAUCCUCUGAAUUUAUCUGUAAAUCAGAAUUUUCAGUAUGCUCCAUAUUUGGCUAUUCUCAUUUCAAUUUUGGAAUAUUCUACAGUAGAAUGUGAGAAAGUAUUAGAAAUUAACUUGUUUGAAGUAUUUUGAACAAAUAUCAUUAUUUACUAUUAUCAAUAUUUAGCAGUCUGCUACUUUUGGAAUGAUGGUAUAACUUUGGGAAAAUGACUUUUCUCUGGCUUCUUUCAUUAUCAUUUGCAUUUUUUAGCAAUAAAAUUCAUUACAUUUUUGUCUUUUAUUCAGAUUUUUCAAUACUGCCUGCUAGUACUAAUUUGAAACAAAUAACAUCAUUUUAAAAUUCUUUAGUCACUGAUAUGACGUAUUUGUCAUUAUCAUAUUUUUUUACCAUAUCGUAUCCUUUAUCCCUUGACACCAGAGGACAGGUGCAAUUGAGUAGUAAGUAGCCAACAAACUGUAUGGCGGGAAUGGGGGACCUUCAUAAACUGGAGAGGCUAGAUGAGGUGAACAAUGAGCAUGGGGAAACCCUUUCUGUGCUCAGAGCACACCCUCUGCGCUCAGCGUGUCAGCCUUUUCUCUCCUUGGUGCCAUUUUACCCUUAGAGUUGUUAUGCAUGGAGCAUUUAGGUGGUGGUAUUUGAUCUAAGGAGUUUAGAUUGCUCUCUUUUUAGCUGGUCAGUACCUUGAGAAGUAAUUUUUAAUUUUAAAUGAGUAAUUGUGUAGUGUAUGAUAACAUGCAGUAUUGAAAGUGUGGAAAUGCAGCUAUUUAAUACAGAGGAGAAAUGAAAAAGUUGCCCACAGUUUGAAGGAACUGAGACUUUUCUGCGGGUCUCUUAAGGCAAAAAAA
Molecule: messenger RNA, 6695 nt
Organism: Heterocephalus glaber (naked mole-rat)
Lineage: Eukaryota; Metazoa; Chordata; Mammalia; Rodentia; Bathyergidae
Gene: Zdhhc21
Product: zDHHC palmitoyltransferase 21
Biological process (GO): protein targeting to membrane; peptidyl-L-cysteine S-palmitoylation
Cellular component (GO): Golgi apparatus; endoplasmic reticulum
Molecular function (GO): protein-cysteine S-palmitoyltransferase activity
Source: RefSeq, a predicted model, not a curated record